Messenger RNA from Nerophis lumbriciformis (worm pipefish), 6037 nucleotides. RefSeq names its product voltage-dependent calcium channel gamma-2 subunit-like. Gene Ontology annotation, biological process: postsynaptic neurotransmitter receptor diffusion trapping; neurotransmitter receptor transport, postsynaptic endosome to lysosome; positive regulation of synaptic transmission, glutamatergic. Lineage: Eukaryota; Metazoa; Chordata; Actinopteri; Syngnathiformes; Syngnathidae. The record is from RefSeq and is a predicted model, not a curated record. Gene Ontology annotation, cellular component: AMPA glutamate receptor complex; voltage-gated calcium channel complex; postsynaptic density membrane. Gene Ontology annotation, molecular function: voltage-gated calcium channel activity; channel regulator activity.
CUCCUCCUCCUCCUCCUCCUCCUCUCCUCCUCUCUCAGCUCCGAGAAGAAGAAGAAACGCGAGGAUGUGUUGCUCGACCUGAGAUCUGAUCGCGUCUUUGGAGGAGGUGGGAAAAAAAAGAAGAAGAAAUAGAAAAAAAAAAAAAAAAGAAAAAAAAGCGGAGGAUUUGACGGCUGCGAUGUGACGCGUGCAUGCGCUCGUCUUAUGGCCGACUGAGGAGCGCCUGGAUGCGGCAGCGAGGAGGUUCGCGCACGCCGGGAAGCAUCGACCGUCGCCCCGCGUCUUCCUCGCGCCGACACCUCAGCCUCAUGCCCCCCGCCCGGAUGCGCACCUCUCCGCGGAGCAGAGCCGCGCUGACGCCGGACCCAAGUCCAGGGAGCACGCAUGGAAACCGUGGACCGGAAUUUUAGGAGGAAGGACAACUAAGCACAUUUUUUUUCCCUUCCAUCCUUCAAAGCUGGAUUAUUUCUUAAAAUCUCUCCAUGUUUGGUUUUAUCUUUUUUUUCUUCUUUUUUCUCCCUUGAAGAAUAAAAUGUCUGCGGUGGUUUUGACAUCAGCCAUUUGAAAAGAUCCCACCGUCCCAAGGUUCUGGACCAUGCCAGUCCGGAUCGAGCGCGCCCGGAGAUCGGUCUUGGGUUGACGUCGAGGUACAGCGACACACACAGCGCCAUUCCCCCGGUCCAGAACCCAGCGGGUCCACGUCUGGAGAAUACAAAGCAGCCGGGGCGGGGGGGUUGUGCAGGUUCCCCCCUCCACCUCUCUUGGGAAAGAACCCCGUGUGUGUGUGUGUGUGUGUGUGUGUGUGUGCCGGUUCUGGUUCCACUUAGACCAGCUUGUGAAACCCUGACGGUCCACAAAGUAGGCCUUGAUCCUGUGGGACCUGCUGUCAGGUCACUAGUUGAUCCACUUUGAGGGAAGUUUGACCUGCCCCCCCCCUACACACACACACCCUCCGGCCCCCCACAACGCCUUUAAUCUGAUUUCUCACCUGGUCGGCGCCCCCCCACCCAAAACCAACCAUACGAUUCCCCCCGAGCUCCCCUAAUUCCCCCGCCCCCCCAGCGCCCCCCCGCCGCCGCCGCCGCCGUUCGCCCGCCGCCGUCCGCCCCCCCUUUUCCGAGCUGGCGUGGCGACGCAAACUCACAAAUAUUUACUUCCUGUACGUGAAGCGGAAAGGGGGCCCCCCUUUCGUGGAAUGCGGCAACAUGGGCGUGUUUGACCGCGGAGUUCAGAUGCUGCUGACCACGGUGGGGGCCUUCGCCGCCUUCAGCCUGAUGACCAUCGCCGUGGGGACGGACUACUGGCUGUACUCGCGCGGCGUCUGCAAGAUCAAGAGCAGCAACGAGAACGAGACCAGCAAGAAGAACGAGGAGGUGAUGACGCACUCGGGCCUCUGGAGGACCUGCUGCCUGGAAGGUUCCUUUAAGGGCAUGUGUAAACAAAUCGAUCACUUCCCGGACGACGCCGACUACGAGGCCGACGCUUCCGAGUACUUCCUACGUGCGGUGCGGGCCUCCAGUAUCUUCCCUAUUCUCAGUGUGAUCCUGCUCUUCAUGGCGGGGCUCUGCAUCGCUGCCAGCGAGUUCUACAAGUCACGCCACAACAUCAUCCUCAGCGCCGGCAUCCUCUUCGUCUCCGCAGGCCUGAGCAACAUCAUCGGCAUCAUCGUCUACAUAUCCGCCAACGCCGGGGACCCUUCCAAGAGCGACUCCAAGAAGAACAGCUACUCCUACGGCUGGUCCUUCUACUUCGGCGCCCUCUCCUUCAUCAUGGCCGAAAUGGUGGGCGUGCUGGCCGUGCACAUGUUCAUCGACCGCCACCGGGAGCUGCGCGCGGGGGUCCGGGCCGCCGACUACCUCCAAGGCUCCGCCAUCACGCGCAUCCCCAGCUACCGCUACCGCUACCGCCGCCGCUCGCGCUCCUCCUCCCGCUCCACCGACCCCUCGCACUCCCGCGAGGCCUCGCCGGUGGGCCUGAAGGCCUUCGGGACGCUGCCCUCCACGGAGCUCUCCAUGUACACGCUUCCCAAAGGCCAAACGGGCACGCCCACCGCCACCUAUAACUCCACAGAGAGGGACCACAACUUCCUGCAGGUCCACAACUGCAUCCAGAAGGACCUGAAGGACUCGGGCGGCCACGGCAACGCCGCCAACCGCCGCACCACGCCCGUAUGAAACUGACCAAAACCUGAGACACUUGAAAAAUCGGUCGUCCGAGUGGGGGACUGUGAGGGGGGAGACGGUUCGUGUCUUUGAGGGCUAGAAGGAGAAAGUUCUGUUCAAAUGGGGGGGGGAAAAUGCAUGAUUUUGCCAUCUAGCGUUAUUUAACAAUUUGGAAGGAGUCGAGGGGUCCUGUGGAGCGCCCCCACCGUCCAAUCAAACGGUCAACUUGAUAUUUUUUACUCUUCCCCGGCCGGGGCCCCGCCUAAAACCCCGCCCUGACCUCUUUCGUUGCCGUAUCUUCCUUACUUUCUUCUUUCCUUUAACAUAAAUACUGUGAAGCAUCGCGGCGUAAGAGUUAUUAUAGCAGGGAGCACUUUCCGGGCCGCAAACAGAAAAAAAAAGUGAGAAAAAAAAGCAACUAUGUAUGGAUUCUAUAUAAACAUAUGAGUAUACCUGUUAAUACACGCAAAGGACAAGGGAAAAUACAUCAAAGUAGCUUAAAGGAGAGGCAAAGUCGUCACGGAAACUAACCCCGGACAAGUGUCGAGGAUCAGCUAUUGGUUCGUCGUAAUAGAGAUGUCCGAUAAUAUCGGAACUGCCGAUGUUAUCGGCCGAUAAAUGCUUUAAAAUGUGAUAUCGGAAAUUAUCGGUAUCGGUUUCAAAAAGUAAAAUGUAUGACUUUUUUAAAACGCCGCUGUACGGCGUCUCCCAGUCAUACUUGCCAACCCGCCCCUUUUUCCCCGGGAGACUCCCGAAUUUCAGAGAAAAUCUCCCGGGGCAACCGUUCUCCCGAAUUUCUCCCGAUUCCCACCCAGACAACAAUAUUGGGGGCGUGCCUUAAAGCAUACUUGCCAACAGUCCCGAUUUUCAUCCAUCCAUCCAUCCAUUUUCUACCGCUUAUUCCCUUCGGGGUCGCGGGGGGGCGCUGGAGCCUAUCUCAGCUACAAUCGGGCGGGAGGCGGGGUACACCCUGGACAAGUCGCCACCUCAUCGCAGGGCCAACACAGAUAGACAGACAACAUUCACACUCACAUUCACACACUAGGGACCAUUUAGUGUUGUCAAUCAACCUAUCCCCAGGUGCAUGUCUUUGGAGGCCUCCCGAAAUUCUCCCGGGGCAACCAUUCUCCCGAUUUCCACCCGGACAACAAUAUUGGGGGCGUGCCUUAAAGGAACUGCCUUCAGCGUCCUCUACAAACUGUCGUCACGUCCGCUUUUCCUCCAUACAAACAGCGUGCCGGCCCAGUCACAUAUUAUAUGUGGCUUUUUCGCACACACAAGUGAAUGCAAUGCAUACUUGGUCAACAGCCAUACAGGUCACACUGAGGGUGGCCGCAUAAACAACUUUAACACUGUUACAAACAUGCGCCACACUGUGAACCCACACCAAACGAGAAUGACAAAACACAUUUCGGGAGAACAUCCGCGCCGUAACACGACAGAACAAAUACCCAGAACCCCUUGCAGCACUAACUCUUCCGGGACGCUACAAUAUACACCCCCACUACCACAAACCCCCCAUCUCCCGAAUUCGGAGGUCUCAAGGUUGGCAAGUAUGCCUUAAAGGCACUGCCUUUGCGUACCGACCCAGUCACAUAUUAUCUACGGCUGUUUACACACACACACAAGUGAAUGCCAUGCAUACUUGGUCAACAGCCAUACAGGUCACACUGAGGGUGGCCGCAUAAACAACUUUAACACUGUUACAAACAUGCGCCACACUGUGAACCCACACCAAACGAGAAUGACAAAACACAUUUCGGGAGAACAUCCGCACCGUAACACGACAGAACAAAUACCCAGAACCCCUUGCAGCACUAACUCUUCCGGGACGCUACAAUAUACACCCCCGCUACCACAAACCCCCCAUCUCCCGAAUUCGGAGGUCUCAAGGUUGGCAAGUAUGCCUUAAAGGCACUGCCUUUGCGUACCGACCCAGUCACAUAUUAUCUACGGCUGUUUACACACACACACAAGUGAAUGCCACGCAUACGUGGUCAACAGCCAUACAGGUCACACUGAGGGUGGCCGCAUAAACAACUUUAACACUGUUACAAAUAUGCGCCACACUGUGAACCCACACCAAACGAGAAUGACAAAACACAUUUCGGGAGAACAUCCGCACCGUAACACGACAGAACAAAUACCCAGAACCCCUUGCAGCACUAACUCUUCCGGGACGCUACAAUAUACACCCCCGCUACCACAAAACCCCGCCCCCCCCCUAUCUCCCGAAUUCGGAGGUCUCAAGGUUGGCAAGUAUGCCUUAAAGGCACUGCCUUUGCGUGCCGGCCCAGUCACAUAAUAUCUACGGCUUUUUACACACACACACAAAUGAAUGCCAGGCAUACUUGGUCAACAGCCAUACAGGUCACACUGAGGGUGGCCGCAUAAACAACUUUAACACUGUUACAAAUAUGCGCCACACUGUGAACCCACACCAAACGAGAAUGACAAAACACAUUUCGGGAGAACAUCUGCACCGUAACACAACAUAAACACAACAGAACAAAUACCCAGAACCCCUUGCAGCACUAACUCUUCCGGGACGCUACAAUAUACACCCCCGCUAUCACAAAACCCCGCCCCCAUGUCCCGAAUUCGGAGGUCUCAAGGUUGGCAAGUAUGCCUUAAAGGCACUGCCUUUGCGUGCCGGCCCAGUCACAUAAUAUCUACGGCUUUUUACACACACACACACAAGUGAAUGCAAUGCAUACUUGGUCAACAGCCAUACAGGUCACACUGAUGGUGGCCGCAUAAACAACUUUAACACUGUUACAAACAUGCGCCACACUGUGAACCCACACCAAACGAGAAUGACAAAACACAUUUCGGGAGAACAUCCGCACCGUAACACAACAUAAACACAACAGAACAAAUACCCAGAACCCCUUGCAGCACUAACUCUUCCGGGACGCUACAAUAUACACCCCCGCUACCACAAAACCCCGCCCCCAUGUCCCGAAUUAGGAGGUCUCAAGGUUGGCAAGUAUGCCUUAAAAAGGUACUGCCUUUGCAUGCCGGCCCAGUCACAUAAUAUCUACGGCUUUUCACACACAUAAGUGAAUGCCAGGCAUACUUGGUCAACAGCCAUACAGGUCACACUGAGGGUGGCCGCAUAAACAACUUUAACACUGUUACAAAUAUGCGCCACACUGUGAACCCACACCAAACGAGAAUGACAAAACACAUUUCGGGAGAACAUCUACACCGUAACACAACAUAAACACAACAGAACAAAUACCCAGAACCCCUUGCAGCACUAACUCUUCUGGGACGCUACAAUAUACACCCCCCCCCAAACCGUCCGACUGGAACCCUCUAAUAACUAAAGUUCCUUGGGUGAAUAAUAUAAAGUCACUACACCGGUAUGUUUUAGCGCUUUCAUGGCGAGUUUACUGACAGAUAUAAGUAAGAACUUUACACUACUUUAUAUUAGAAAUGGCAACAGCGGAGGAUGAAUGUCCCAUAACAAGAAGAUAAGAGAAAAAGAAGAAGCACAUUUUCAGGACUUAUGCAGAUCCCAAAUACAGAUCAGCAGAUACCAGAAGGCAAGAAAAGUUGCUUUUGCACAAUAUUAAGUUACAGUUAAGUUAAAGUGCCAAUGAUUGUCACACACAGACACUAGGUGUGGUGAAAUUUGUCCUCUGCAUUUGGCUCACCCCCUGUGAGGUGAGGUGAGGGGAGCAGUGAGCAGCAGCGGUGGCCGCGCCCAGAGAAUCAUUUUUGGUGAUUUAACCCCCAAUUCCAACCCUUGAUGCUGAGUGCCAAGCAGGGAGGUAAUGGGUCCCAUUUUUUAUAGUCUUUGGUAGGGAUGUCCGAUAAUAUCGGACUGCCGAUAUUAUCGGCCGAUAAAUAGUUUAAAAUGUAAUAUC